AUUACUAUUUAUGUCCGCCAUUCAUUCUUUUGAGUUGCUUUUUCGUUUUACAAUUUCAUAGAGUGCGCGAUUUGUCAUCGGUUUCAACGCAAAAAUAAAACUCUUCCCAAUUACGUCGAAUGUUAGAAGCUCACAAUCUACCUUCAAGGGAUUGAUAUUUCAUUGCUAGUUAUUCGUACAGUGUGUCAUUCCUUCCACCUGCGAACAUUGAAUCGAGAUCAUAUUAUCUGAGGCUAGUAAUGAGCUUCAUCACCAUAAGCCCCUGCAGCUGCGAAAUAUAUUCAAGUGCCUGAUGGUGUGGAAAGUAUGUGCGAUUAACAAAGUAUCACAGAAGGACUCAGCAUGGGGGCCUUUCUAAACAAACCUGAAACUAAGAAGUACAACGAAACUGGGGAAGGUAACGGUCUUCGCUAUGGCGUGGCGUCUAUGCAGGGCUGGCGCGUGGAGAUGGAGGAUGCUCAUCACGCCCAACUCACACUGAACGGAACAUUAUCAGAUUGGUCGUAUUUUGGGGUAUUCGAUGGCCACGCGGGAGCUAGGGUUUCGGCGCAUUGUGCUGAAAACUUGCUCGAAUGCAUUCUGCAAACGGACGAGUUUAGACGCGAAGAUAUAGCUGAAGCUAUACGGACCGGCUUUUUGGAUCUAGACAAGAAAAUGAGGGAGUUGCCUGAACUAUCUAAUGGGCAGGAGAAGUCCGGGUCUACCGCCGUCUGCGCAUUCGUAUCGCCAAAACAAAUCUAUAUAGCUAAUUGUGGGGAUUCCCGAGCGGUCCUCGCUAGGAAUGGCAUGCCUAUAUUUGCUACAAGAGACCAUAAGCCGGAAUUACCUUCUGAGAAGUCUCGCAUAGUGCAAGCCGGAGGCACAGUUUUAAUACAGCGUGUGAAUGGCAGUUUGGCUGUAUCUCGAGCUUUAGGGGAUUAUGAGUAUAAAAAGGUAUUUGACCGAGGUCCAUGCGAACAGCUGGUGUCACCGGAGCCUGAGGUAUCUAUACACGAGAGGUCGGAGGGCGAGGAUGAAUUUCUGGUGCUGGCCUGUGAUGGAGUAUGGGAUGUGAUGACCAAUGAGGAUCUGUGUGCUUAUGUGCAUUCAUUAUUGCAACUCACCGAUGACCUUGUAGCCAUUACCAAUCAAGUUAUUGACACAUGUUUAUAUAAGGGAAGCAAGGACAACAUGAGUAUUGUGUUGGUGGUAUUCCCCGCUGCACCCAAACCAAACCCUGAGGCGCAGAAAGCGGACCGCGAACUGGAUGCUACUCUACGACAGAGGCUUACAGCUCUCAUCGAGCAGAACGCUAGCACCGACGAUGGCGAGGACAGCUCUGGUCGCUUUACCCAGGUUCUGAAACAGUUAGUGCAAGAGAAGAUCCCCGGCCUGCCACCGGGAGGGGGGCUCGCCGCUAAGCAAGCACUACUAGACAAAAUAUACAGAGAGUUUUAUCCGGAACACCCCGAUAGCGCCGAGACAUUCGAGUGUCAGGAGCUCGCAGACGGCUUCGACAACAACUAGACCCCGCCCACCGCCCCGCCCACUCACACAGAGCCCCGUGUGAUUCACGCAACCCGAUUGCAAUAUCAUACAUAUCUCUACCAUAAUCGUUCAGACAUGAAAUUUCAACAUAUAUUCUCCAUGAAUAUUAUACGGACCAAUAGUUAAUCGUCGAAAUUAUUACAGCGUUUGAGUAUACACUUAGUUUUAAAAUGAUAAGAAACAAGAAUCAUGUCGAGUCUCUCUGUGAGUCGGGAGUACGGGAAUUUCGUAUGAGAUCUUUAACCCUGUAUACCGACGUCGCUUGUAUAGUGGGGUAGCAGUAGUACGUCAAGCGGAGUUGUACUCGUUUUAUAUAAAGUUGACUACCUAUUUUGUACAUAAAAAUGUCUCGUUUUAACGUAGGAGUACAAUUCUUGCACUUCUGUUCCUUCGUCUAUGUGAAUUGUCGUUAGAUUUAAUCGCUUUGUAAAAAACCUGCUUAGUCACAGAGUUGUCUCGUGGAGACGACCGUCUACGGUUCUGGCGACACCGCCGAAUACGCUACAAGUCCACCUUUACCGCUGUAAAUGGAGUUAUAUUUAAAGCUGUUUGCACACUGACGCCGCGAACCGCAAUGCAGCGACUGACAGAUCUUCUGUCUCACACGUCAGCUGUGAGUCGUUAGGUUGUAUCUCGCUCUCGCUUUUUUACGGUUUGCGGCGCUAGUGGGUAAACUACCUAAGAGGUCACGUUUAAUAUCUUCGGCGUUUUCAAUUGGAAAGAAUAUGUGAAGCACAAAUUUUGCGUUAACCCCAAAGGCGAACGUGCUAGUUAUAGUUUUGUAUAGCUGUGCAGGGGUCUCGAGUUCCGCGGCGUUUAUUAUAGUUUCAUACAUUAGUUUUCAAUUUUUUUUUAUUCAUAAAAUUGACCCUACCACACGUCAUAAUAAAUUUUAUUGAAAUUUUUUUUGUGUUGUUUUUGUAAGGUUAGGAAACAGGCGAAAAGAUUUGUGGUAAAUGUUUUCAACAUACCCUCAUUUUUAUAUUGCUUAUUAUAGUUCUGUAUGUUGCCAGUAUAAAGCCAGCUUGUAAUGCCGGCUAAACUUUGUGCACCUGUGUCCUGUACAUACUUCGUUAGUUAUAGUUUAUGCUUCAUUAUGAUGGAUAAAUUUCAACACAUUACAUAUUUUAAAGUCCAUAGUGUUUGUACUUAACUUCCAAAAUACGAAACAACCAUUAUGCUAUGGAAGUCAGUAUUCAUUCUUCUUUCUGUAAAAUUCAUUUUUGCAUAUAUUUUUCUCUGCUAAUUAUUUGGUUUAACUUUUUUAUAUUAUAUAAAAAUGAAUGCAAACUUAAUUUAAUGGUUGAUUAAUAAGUAUGUAAACAUUUGUAUAUCUCUGGAAAUAUAUUUUGUCAAGUUUUAAGCAAUAUAAAGUUCCAUUGCCAUUUUUUAAACUUUUUCAUGUAUAUAAAGGAAAAUACAUUUGUACCUGUUGAAACGGAUCUUAGAAUUGUAUUGGUAAAGAGAUCUAUAUUUGCAUAAUGCCAAUUUUAAUCUUACUCUCUUAUUUUGAGUCCUAUUUUCGUUAAAAAUACAACAAUAAAAUAUUUGUGAUUAAGAUUGAAAUUGGCCUAAGAAUUCACAACGGAUUGUUGAAAAAUUUGAAAUGUUAUUAUUACACUUUGAAUGGAAUUGUAUAAUAUCGUAUCGUUGGUUCAAUUUACACUAGUAUCUACAGACUUAAGUUUAUUUUAGGUGAUGUAUUUUGUGAAUUAGACCAAAAAUAUAUCUGGCAGUGGGUUUAUGAAAUAGUUUUGUCGUCAAAGGCGAAUAGUUAGUAGGUUUGUCUGGUUGUUUUAUUACGUUUCCUGACGAAUGUCGACAAUUGUGUCUCUUUAUACCUAGUAGACGCUUGAACAAUAAAUAAAUACCUGUACGUA
Messenger RNA from Aricia agestis (brown argus), 3407 nucleotides. It is a transcript of the gene alph, whose product is annotated as protein phosphatase 1B-like. Gene Ontology annotation, molecular function: protein serine/threonine phosphatase activity; magnesium ion binding; manganese ion binding. Gene Ontology annotation, biological process: negative regulation of stress-activated MAPK cascade; protein dephosphorylation. Lineage: Eukaryota; Metazoa; Arthropoda; Insecta; Lepidoptera; Lycaenidae. The record is from RefSeq and is a predicted model, not a curated record. Bases 343 to 1506 code for a protein of 387 amino acids. The transcript has 4 exons. Gene Ontology annotation, cellular component: nucleus; cytosol.